Molecule: messenger RNA, 6143 nt
Organism: Pimephales promelas (fathead minnow)
Lineage: Eukaryota; Metazoa; Chordata; Actinopteri; Cypriniformes; Leuciscidae
Gene: tsc2
Product: TSC complex subunit 2
Biological process (GO): negative regulation of phosphatidylinositol 3-kinase/protein kinase B signal transduction; regulation of small GTPase mediated signal transduction; negative regulation of Wnt signaling pathway
Cellular component (GO): nucleus; cytoplasm; TSC1-TSC2 complex
Molecular function (GO): GTPase activator activity
Source: RefSeq, a predicted model, not a curated record
CGGGGGGCAGUAAAGGGGGCUGGUGUGAGAGCUGGGGCAGUUUCUGCUGGGGUCUGUCACAGGUGUGAAGAUGAAUAAACAGCCCAGUAAAGAGUCUCUGCGGGACCGGCUGAAGGGAGUGUUUGGCCUCGGCCCGCCACGGCCCCACAGCAAGCAGACGGAGAGCAAACCCUCAGAGUUUAUCAUCACACUGGAAAUCCUCAUGGAGCUCACUUCAGAGUUCAGCCUAAACCACCGGAUCAGAGUCAUCCACCAAGUGUGUGAGCUCGCCAAAUCCAAGAAGUUUGAGGAGCACGCGGUGGAGGCGUUAUGGAAGGCCGUGGAGGAUAUGAUGCACCCCGAUCAACCGCCUGAAGCCCAUCAUGCAGUGCUGGUGCUGCUGAGAGCCAUUAUACAAGGACAGGGUGAGCGGUUGGGUCCAUUGAGAGCGUACUUCUUCAAGAUCAUUCUGGACUAUCAGCCCUCUAAUGAAGAUAUGGCCGAGAGACUGGAGGUGUUCAAGGCCCUCACGGAGAACGGGAAAGACAUCACUUACCUAGAGGAGGAGAUCGCUCGGUUCGUCCUGCUGUGGAUGGAAAUCGGUCUGUCCUCUGAUUUCCUGCAUGUCCUCGUGAACCUGGUCAAAUUCAACUCGUGCUACCUGGAUGAGAACGUCUCCCUCAUGGUCCAGAAAAUCUGCUUUCUGUGUAACCGGACGACUUCCUCCACCGAUAUUGAGGUUGCGCUGCAGGUGUUAGACGCUGUGGUGUGUUAUAACUGUCUGCCCUCGGACUCUCUGACGAUGUUCAUCAUCACGCUGUGCCGAACUGUUAAUGUGAAGGAGUUCUGUGAAUCCUGCUGGAAGUUGAUGCGUAAAGUGUUGGGGACUCACCUGGGUCACAGUGCCAUAUACACCAUGUGCCGUAUCAUGGAGGAGAGGGUGUACUCGGAGGACGCCGCUCUCCUCAGGGGUGCAGUGUUUUUUGUUGGGAUGGCGCUGUGGGGGGCUCACAGACUACCGGCCCUCAAAAACACCCCGACUCUGGUCCUGCCUUCCUUCUACAAGGCCAUGAGCUGCUCUAAUGAGGUGGUGUCCUAUGAGAUCGUGCUGUCGAUCACACGGCUCAUCAAGAAGUACGGGCGAGAGCUGCAGGUGGUGACGUGGGACAUCCUGCUGUCCGUUAUAGAGAAACUCCUGCAGCAGAUACAGACGAUGGGCAGUCCUGAUCUGAAGGUGAUCGUUUAUGAGCUACUGAGCACCGUCGAGGAGCUGUACGAGCAGAACGACUUCCACGGGUCCUCGGAGAGAUUCUUCAGCCUGGUGGAGAAGUGUUCUGACAAACGUCCCGACGCGUCCGUGUUGACGCUGAUUUCCUACAGAGCUCAGUCCAUCCAGCCGGCUAAAGACGGGUGGCUGCAGAACCUCCUGAAACUCAUGGAGAAGUUCUUCAGGAACGAGAGCCGUACUAUGAUCAGGAUCAAGGUUCUGCACAUCCUGUCCUUCGUGCUCAGCACAAACCGUCAGCUCUAUGAAGAGGAGCUGAUCGAGGUGGUGGUGAUUCCUCAGCUGGGUCAGAUCGCCGAGGAUCGAGACCUGUCCGUCAGGAAGCAAGCCACGCAGCUGCUGGUGGACCUCGCCGAGGGCUGUAACACACAUCACUUCAGCAGCCUGCUGGACAUCAUAGAGAAGGUUGCCAGCCGUCCGUUAUCAUGCUCUGUGGAGGGAGAACGGGAGCUGUGUGUGGAGUCGCCCAUGGAGGACGUCCGGACCGCCAUACUGGGUCUGCUAGACAUACUGCAGAGUAAACUGUACAGUCUGCCCGCCAGUCACGCCAGUCGAGUGUUCGAGCUGCUGAUUUCCCAUCUGCAGCUUCACUAUAAGAACAAAUACUGCAGCGCUAUCGGAAGCUCCAUACGGCUAAAGGUCUUUGAUUUCUUAUUGCUGAUGAGGGCGGACUCUCUUCAUCGCCUGGGCGUUCCCAAUAAAGAUGGAGUCCUGAGAUUCAGCCCAUAUUGUCACUGUGACGUGGGUGAGUCGGAGAAGAGGGUGUCGGAUAAGAAGCCGGCGGGAACGGUCUCUCCCCCGGCUGGGAGUCCAACACCAGCGGCUCCGCCCUCAUCCAUCCGCACCGCAAAUCUGCCCUACAACCUGGCCUUCAACGUGCUGCUGCAGUGCCUGAAGAUGGAGACUGACUGGAAGGUCCUGAAGCUGGUUCUGGAUAAGAUGUCGUGCACGAUCCAGUAUAAAGUGCUGAUCUUGUCGUCUCCGUGCAGCAUCGAUCAGCUCUGCUCCACCCUAUGCUCCAUGGUCACGGACCGGCUAAUAUCGGAGCGUUUAAAGAAGACUCCCGAUGGAUUCUCCCUCACGGAUGUUCAGCUGGCUGUGGUUCCUGUCCUCACUGCCCUCACCUCCUACCACAGCUACCUAGAACAGUCCCGACAGAGGGAGCUGGUCCAGUGUUUGGAGAAAGGCCUGAUUUACCGCUGCGCUAAGCAGUGUGUGGUGGCUCUGACCAUGUGCACCGUGGAGAUGCCUGACAUCAUGAUCAAACUCCUGCCCGCCCUCAUCGUCAAGCUCACACACAUCUCUGCCACCGUGGCCAUGGCGUCUCCCAUGCUGGAGUUCCUGUCCACAUUGGUGCGGCUCCCGCGUCUCUAUGCUAACUUCGUAGCUGAGCAGUACGUUAGCGUGUUUGCUAUAUCCCUGCCGUACACCAACCCUUCAAAGUUUAAUCAGUACAUCGUGUCUCUGGCGCAUCAUGUGAUCGCCAUGUGGUUCAUCCGCUGCAGGCUGCCGUUCAGGAAAGACUUUGUGCAGUACAUCACCAAGGGUCUCCGUUCGAACGCUCUUCUGCCGUUCGACGACACACACGAGCAGAGCAGCUUCAGAGCGCGCAGCACCAGCCUGAACGAGAGACCCAAGAGUUUGCGGACGACCAAAGUGGCGAAGCAAGGCCCCAGCGCAAACUCUCCCGUUAAAGACCUGAAAGAUCUGUCGGCCAUGGACGCCUUCCGCUCCCGAAGCAUCAGUGUGUCCGAACAUGCGGUGCGCAGGAUGCAGACGUCCACCACCACCUGCAGCCUGGGCUCGGCCGACGAGAACGCGGUGAUGCAGGCAGACGACGCGCUGAAGACGGUCCACCUGGAGCUGACCGAGACCUGCCUGGACAUGAUGGCCCGAUACGUCUUCUCCAACUUCUCUGCGCUGCCCAAGAGGUCUCCCAUUGCCGAGUUCCUGUUAUCCGGUGGACCCAGUAUGACUUGGCUGGUUGGGAAUAAGUUAGUCACUAUAACAACCAGUGGCGGUUCGCGGACCCAAGCCCUUCUCGGUCUGGACAUGGUAGAAAGACCCGGAGGAGGAGAAAAGACCAGGUCGGACCCGUCUCUUCACACACUGCAGACGAAAGAGGCUCCGGCUAUACUAGAGUCACAGUCCGGCCAGCAGAUUAACACCACCACUCGCCAACGAGUCCGCUCCAGAUCAGGUGGUCACGCUCUGCGGGCCGGUCCAGCUCAGAGUCUGAGUCCCCUGGUGGCGUCUCCCGAGGGCGAGUACAGCGGCCCGUUGCCUCCGCCCGGCCCCCCGCUGGACGUCCUGGGGUCCCAGAGGGUAAUGGAGGACCACCCGUCCCCCUCUACCUCCCACAGCUCGCCCCCGUUCAGAGACAAGUCCUGCCUGGCGGAGUUUGUGCCCAUGCUGACGCAGGGCUGGGCAGAGAUCUUCAUCCGCAGACCCUCAGGGAACACCAGCUGGCUGAUGUGUCUGGAGAACCCGCCGAGCCCCUUCUCCUCGGAGCUGGGGAACCUGCCGCUGCAGGAGCUGUCCAGCGUGCUGAUGGCCAUGGACGGGGUGAAGGAGCCCCGGAGCGAUGCCCCUGGAGCUCCCCCGCAGGGCAGGCCCUGUCCCAUCCAGCGGUCCAACACCGACUCCGUUGUGUUGGAGGAGGGUGUGCCGAGCAGGACGGGCGCGUCACCGGCGGAGUCGCAGGAGGAGGAGGAGGAGUUCGAGGCCGUUCCUUCUGAACCCAUCUUCAUGAGCACCAUUCCGACACCAGCCGGCAUGCUGAGCCGGUCGUCCUCGACGUCGAGUCAGGAGGAUAAGUCGACGCUGGAGGAGGUGAGUGAAGGCGGGAUCCCGAUCGACCAGCCCGCGCUGAGCCCCGGACCACAUGACCCGGAGCUCACCUUCUCCCCCACGCCCCUGAAACAGUCCAGCUCGUCUCCGGAGCUGCAGACGCUUCCCGAAGCGCUGAGCAAAGCCCAGAGUGCCCCGGGUGGAGACGUGCUGUGCCCCAGGAUCCAGACGGCCCCGGGCCCGGAGAGAGAGGCCGCCGGGGAGAGCGUUGGGUCCGCCGGCCCGUCCAGCACCAGCGUCUCGGCCUCUUCAUCGUCCACGUCCCGGAUGAGGCUGGAGUUCCCCACGGCCCAGCCGGGACCCCAGUCUCCCACCGGACACAGGCCCCGCGGACACACCAUUUCAGUGUCCGCACCCUCGUCCCGCCGGGAGAGGAAGAUGGACAGAGACUCGUACCACAACCGAGGAGGGCCAUCCAAUGCAGAGAAGAGCUCAGGACUCAGUCCCAGUUUCGUCUUCCUGCAGCUCUAUCACUCUCCCUUCUUCGGCAACGAGUCCAACAAACCCCUCCUGCUGCCCAAAACUCAGCUGAUAGAUCGUGCCGUUAAAGUCUUGGAUCAGAUGCCUCCGUACGACACGCACAAGAUCGGUGUGGUGUUUGUGGGAGCCGGCCAGGCAAAUAACGAGGUGUCAAUACUGUCCAACGAGUACGGGUCCAACCGGUACGCACAGUUCCUGACGGGCCUGGGGAAACUGAUCCACCUGAAGGACUGCGACCCAGACCAGAUCUUCCUGGGUGGACUGGAUCAGUACGGGGACGACGGCGAGUUCACCUACUGCUGGCACGAUGACAUCAUGCAAGCCAUUUUCCACAUAGCCACUCUCAUGCCGAACCGAGAGAGCGACAGGGGCUGCUGCAACAAGAAGCGCCACAUCGGCAACGACUUCGUGGUGGUGGUUUACAACGACUCCGGGGAGGAGUACAAACUGGGCACCAUCAAGGGCCAGUUCAACUUUGUGGAGGUGCUUAUAAAGCCACUGGACUACGAGAGCAACCUGGUCACGCUGCAGUGUCGCAAAGAUCUGGAGGGUUUGGUGGACACCAGCGUGGCAAAGAUCGUCUCUGACCGCAACCUUCCUCUGCUCGUGAGACAGAUGGCGCUGCACGCCAACAUGGCGUCGCUGGUCCACCAGUCCAGGGCGAACCCAUCGGACGCGUAUGCUUCAAAAUGGCUGGCAAGAUUGAGACACAUCAAGAGGAUCAGGACCCGGGCUCAGGAGGAAAUCCAGUCCCGUCCCACUCAUGGGAUCUCUCUGACUCAAAGCCACGGCCCCAUGCAGAGUAAACCCGCCCACCAGCCCGCCGGUGCUGCUUCCAACCCGGACGCCGGCCAGAGGAAGAGGCUCGUGUCCACCGUGGAUGACUUCACAGACUUUGUGUAGCGAGAGACCCAUGAUGUGCUUUUAACUGAGAUCAGUCCGGACGAAGAACCCAUUGUGCCAGCAGGAAGAGGUCCGUUCAGCUGGUGUAUGAACUUACUGACGGUAUGAAUGAAUUUCACAAACGGAUGGAUGUACUGGAAUUAUCGCACGCCAUUUUUAGCAGUAUCGCGACGCACACGCUUUCCCGUCUUCAUCCACACGUUCGUUUCACUCAAUCGCUCUUGUUUUCCUCUCAGUAUAUGAUGUGGUAACCGUCCACACGGCUGUGCCAACAUGAACUACACCAACGCCACAGUACAGCUUCAUGGAAGCACUUCACAAUACCCUUCUAUAGUUAUCGAACUUUUCUCAGACGCGGUUUACCGUUAGUUCACGUGAUUUCAUAAUGCAACCUUGAAUGUUACAAAUACUAUUUAGAAAUGAGCACGCGCAUCAAGUGCUGUAUACGGAUCAUUCACGCUAACUGACGUGUUGAACAUUAUUGUCAAGUGUUACUGAAGACGUGAGGACGUGAAUCCAGCGUGCUGAAAGAUGACUGACCUAAUUACUUGUUUUCUGUCAUUUUCUAAUAGAGCAACACUAAAGUCAGACGUGUGCAUGUGUGCGCUUGGGCUACCAAAAUAAAACAUUGAAAUCUGCAAAGAUA